GAGAUGCAGAGGCUGUUUCAGCUUCUCUGUUGGCUGUUACAGAAGAAUCACAGGGAGAAACCCCACUGUGCCUUUAAUCUUGCUGGUUUGGAGACAGUGGCAGCUGUGAAAAAGGAGCAAAAGGAGAAAACCAGAUUGAUUUUCAGAGCCUAACUUACUUGGGCUUGGUCCCACUGCAAGCGUCAAGCACUUAUAUCUGCAGAACUUUCUUUUGCUAGAUUUUCUUUCAGGUGGAAGAAUAUCAGGACUGUUCCCCCUUGCAAAAGAAACACCACCACCCUUCUACCAUAGGCUAGAAAUGUCAUUUUAGGAAUUAACAGUUGCUUAGAUGUGCUAAUACUGCUUGAUCUGCUUCACUCUUCUGUGGCGAAAGGAAAAGAACAGAACAAAACAGACAUGGAUGGACUGAGACGAGAACGUGGAAAUGGAUCUUGGCUUUUUAAUCCUUCUACAAGCUCCACACUUGUGGACCCAUUCUUACAACCCUUGGACUUGAUUGAACCCUGGAACUUCCACCUGAUCUCUGCCUUGAUGUUUGUGGUGACUUCUCUGUCCUUGUCUGAAAACUUCACUGUCAUCCUUGUUACUAUUAAAUUCAAACAGCUGAGGCAGCCUCUCAACUAUGUCAUUGUGAAUCUCUCUGUGGCUGAUUUCCUUGUCUCUUUGAUUGGGGGCACAAUUAGUUUUUCGACGAAUCUGAAGGGUUAUUUUUACAUGGGCCACUGGGCGUGUGUGUUGGAAGGAUUUGCAGUCACUUUCUUUGGAAUAGUUGCCCUCUGGUCACUUGCCCUACUUGCAUUUGAGCGCUACGUUGUGAUUUGCCGACCCAUGGGAAAUAUGCGCCUCAGGGGGAAACAUGCUGCUCUGGGUAUAGCCUUUGUGUGGAUUUUCUCCUUUAUCUGGACUGUCCCUCCUAUAAUGGGCUGGAGCAGCUAUACCACCAGCAAGAUUGGGACUACCUGUGAACCCAACUGGUAUUCUGGAGACUACAAUGAUCAUACUUUCAUUAUUACAUUCUUUACUACCUGUUUCAUCCUGCCAUUAUUGGUGAUUUUGGUAUCCUAUGGAAAAUUGAUGCGGAAACUUAGAAAGGUUUCAGACACCCAAAGCAGACUGGGUGCUACAAGAAAGCCUGAAAGACAAGUUACUAGGAUGGUUGUUAUUAUGAUCCUUGCGUUUUUAAUCUGCUGGUCUCCAUAUGCAGCCUUUUCAGUCUUGGUCACUGCCUGCCCUUCUAUUGAACUGGAUCCUCGUCUUGCUGCAAUCCCAGCUUUCUUUUCAAAAACAGCUACAGUUUACAACCCAGUUAUCUAUGUCUUUAUGAACAGCCAGUUCCGAAAGUGUCUGGUCCAGUUGUUCAGAUGCAGCGAUCAAGAGAUUGUAGACACCAAUGUGAAUCCAGUUUCGGAGAAGGCAACACUAACCCACACCAAACACUGUGAGGAGCUGUCCACAGUAGCUGCCCAUGUUACAGUUUUCAAUCAAAGAAGUGAGGAUGAACAUAGCAGCUGCCAUUCCCUUACUCAGCUGGCAAUUUCAGAGAACAAAGUUUGUCCAGUGUGAAUGCAACUUUUGAAGACGAUGAGUCAGAAGAACUUUAAAUCAUCCCAAUUUUACCAUUCCCUUGUACAGCCAACAAGAAUGCCAAGACUCAAAGCAGAAAACAUUUUGCUAGCCAGUAUUAUUACAUGCUUUAUCCAAAUUCAUCUGAUGUUUUUUCUAGAGUGAAUUUCUAAUGUGCAUAUUUAAGCUUUAUAGCAUACAAGAUGCUGGCCAUGUUAUGUAACUUGAGCAAAUACAUAUAAAGGUCUGUGGUUGAGAUUCACAGCACCAAAUUUUCAACAGGAACAUUUUUAACACUUUUCUCUGCCUUAUUUGAUUGAAACUGAGCUAGGCAGAACAAAGUAGAACAUGAGGGCUGAUAUUAUUAAGCAAAAAAGAAAACCAGCCAGCAUCAGUGCAGUCAGAGCUUCCCAAAAUAUUUCAAAGCAGAAGACUAUAUGAGAGUUUGUGGUAUGAAAGUUAAUGAUAUAUUGCAUGUGUAAGAUGUGCAUGCUGUAUUUAUUUAUACACUCGUUUGUAUCCUGGUUGUCUUGUACGGACAAUAUACCUACCUCCAUUUUGAGGUAGGUUGGGAUCUUCAUUAUUGAAUGGGGGUGUGAACCUAGUCUUAAACUUUUGCGCUGUUUGACUUCAGAUCAAAAAGGCUGGCUCCCAACUUUGCCACCAUUUUGCUUCCUGCAUGCCUAUCCUAUCCUUCUUUAUGUGAGCUGACAUACAGAAGAAAAAUAGCUUUGCAGUAUGAGCCUUCUUCCACUUGUUCCACUGUGUAAUGAGAACAGGGUGUGUGAGAAUUUUUGUGCACCUGGGAACCGGCCCUAUUGUUAAACAGUGAGGCAGCCAACUUUGGCAGCAGACCUGGGAUAUCGUGACAAGCUAAAGAAUUAUUAGAGAAGUACUUGAGGGGUGUUUUGUCUUCUGUGCCGAAAUAGCUGGUUUAGCUUAACUUGAAGGAGGUGAUCAGGACCAGUGUUUGCUGCUACACCAUAGGUGGAAAAAUGUUUUGGGAUGGCCUGCACUGGAGAAAUUAUAAGGCCGUGCUAUCAUUCUUCAGUCAUCUGUUACUGGGUGGGAAGGGAAAAGAGAACUCAGGGAAGGAGUAUAACAAACCAUGUGUAUCUGGUUUGGGUUUGAUGUCAUGGAUCUUAGUAUCCCCACCUUUCUCAGUCUUUGAAAUAAAGCCAUC
This is a messenger RNA of Sceloporus undulatus (fence lizard), 2746 nucleotides long. RefSeq names its product opsin-VA-like. Bases 397 to 1563 code for a protein of 388 amino acids. Gene Ontology annotation, molecular function: G protein-coupled receptor activity. Gene Ontology annotation, biological process: visual perception; G protein-coupled receptor signaling pathway. Lineage: Eukaryota; Metazoa; Chordata; Lepidosauria; Squamata; Phrynosomatidae. The transcript has 5 exons. The record is from RefSeq and is a predicted model, not a curated record. Gene Ontology annotation, cellular component: membrane; photoreceptor outer segment.